Anopheles nili is the source of this 8432-nucleotide messenger RNA. RefSeq lists its product as uncharacterized. NCBI's taxonomy places the organism in Eukaryota, Metazoa, Arthropoda, Insecta, Diptera, Culicidae. The record is from RefSeq and is a predicted model, not a curated record. The transcript has 24 exons. Gene Ontology annotation, cellular component: cytoplasm. Gene Ontology annotation, biological process: G protein-coupled receptor signaling pathway. Gene Ontology annotation, molecular function: guanyl-nucleotide exchange factor activity; G protein-coupled receptor binding. The coding region runs from base 1 to 7236 and encodes 2411 amino acids.
AUGGAUAACAACAACCUGUCAUCGACCGCCGGACCGCCUGAAAGGUCACCCGUACACAGUCAAAGCAGCCGCAUACCGACCAACCAGAAUGGCAACGCACUGUCCCCUAGACAGCAGCAACAGCAGCAGCAAUCACACUCGCAACAGCAACAGCAACAGCAAUCCCAGCAGCCAAGGCCCCACACGCUAACACCGACACGGGAAGCCGCCGCCAACGGCUCGAUGGCGAUGCAGACGCUCGUCCUUACGGUGAACAAGGACGCGACCGGGUACGGCAUGAAGGUGUCCGGUGACAAGCCCGUCUUCGUCGAGAGCGUCAAACCGGGCGGUGCGGCACGGCGUGCUGGUCUCAUGCCGGACGACAUGAUCCUGAAGGUCAACGGAACGUCCGUACGAGCGUCAACCCACACGACCGUUGUGGAGCUGAUCAAAGCAUCGGACGUCGUUGAGCUAACCGUGCAGCGAGGCAGCAACAGAAUGCAGCGACCAUCGCCCUCGACCAACGCGAUCGCACCGAUGACGCCGGUUGCGCAACGCAACAGCAUCACCGCUCCACAACCCGUUGAUUACGCCAAACAACGGGAAAUGGAGGUCCACCGCAUGAACACCCUGCAGCUGAUGCUCGAUCAGUUGAAGAAAAGUCGCGAAAUCGCGAUCUCCAGCAACAAGCAACCGGAGGUGGCACGGGCCGACGCGACGAUCCAGAAGCUCGAGAAGGAGCUGCAGCAGAUGCGUAGCGAGCUCGGCUCGUCGUACCCAGCAUUCAGCCCGUCGUCCCUCAGCUCACCGCCGCUGUUCCCACAACCGCAACCCCCGAACACCACCUCCACGACGCCCGCCUUCCUGUCGCGCUUUCCCCGGUCACUGUCCUCGCUCAGCCUGGGCACGAAGAAGAAGUCCGCCGACGCCAAAGAGAUCAGCUCACCGACGGCCGCCUUCCUUGGGUCGCCCGAUUGCCAGAGCCCACCGGACGGUCCAUUCGGGGCGUCCGGAUCAUCACCGGGGGCCGGUUCCGCCGGUGGUACACCGACCAAGUCGAAGAAGUACAGCGCCAGCAGCGCGUCCGAUCACCACCAUCACCAUCACCACCUGCUUGGGAAUCAUCACGCGCAGCAGCAACAACACCAUAUGGGCCGAGGUGGCCAUUUCGUCGGGGGUAGCAAGCAGCAGCAGCAGCAGCAGCAACAGCUGAGCUCCGCCGACAUACCGCCACCGUUGCCGCAGCGCAACAACAUUCCAAAAAAAGCGGAGGACACGGUCGACAUGCUGUUGGUCGGUUCGCGCCGCAACAUCCUUGUGUCCGACCUCGAUCACCAGCUCGUGCUGUCACCAACCGCACCGGACACGGGCAGCCUGCAUUCGGGCGGUUCUUCCACCUCCUCCAGCUCGAAGGCGUCCAGUGGUGGCGGUGGUGGUGGUGGUGGGGGUGGAAAAUCAUCCCGAGGCAAGAAGAAAAGUGGCUCAAGCGGUAGCAGCGUUCACAGCAACAGCAUUAACAACAAUAAUGGAGGUGGCAGCAGCAACAGCAACCAUCAUCAUCACAACGCCGCCAGCAGCAAUCUGCUGAACAUCGAGGCGCAGCAGCUUGUUGCUGGUGAUGCGGCUGGUGGACCUUUUGGAGGGAUGGCCGCGACGGCAACGAGCACGACCGAGGUGCAGGCGGAACCGCCACCCCUACCACCGCGCCAACCUGGCAUGCUCGAGGUGGUGAACCAGAAUCUCAUACUCAAUAGCGAUAAUAACGCCGGCAGCAAUGCUACCACGGCCACGGGGGCGACUGGUUCGUCCAGUGGUGGUGGUGGUGGUGGUGGGACGCCCAAUGGGAACAAUAAUGGUGGGGGUGGUGGUGGGGGGUCGCGAGGAUCGCUUGAGAUGCGUCCACCCCCGAACAGCAUAAACACGCUGAUGAGCUACCCGCUCAUUACGACCUGUACGUCCGUGCGGGAUAAUAUGGCCGCCGCUUUUCCGCUCUCCUACCGGCCGAACAUACUGCACCAGAUGCAGCAGCACCAGCAAUCCACCGCGAUGAACCAAUCUGCGGCGGCGGCUGCAGCAGCGGCAGCGGCGGGUGUAAAUCAGUCGAUCAACAAGAAGCACCGCCGGAUCGUCUCGUCACCGGAGAACAUCGGCUCGAAGGAGUUCGGGAUGGUCAGUGAUCAUCACCAUCACGGUGGCUAUCGGCAUCACAAGACGUCGUCUGACUCGUGGGACAAGCGAUCGGAGAUAACGCCACCGGGAACGCCUCCACCACCGUACCCGAGCUCGUCGAUGACCGGCAGUGGUGGUGGGUCGGCCAUCGGGGGUGGACAUCAUCACCAUCAUCAUCAUGGCGGCGGUGGCGGUCAUUUGCAUCACCAUGAGAACACCACCGCCGGUGAUCUUGCGAUCGCGAAUCCGCUCAGCAGCAUUAACAACAAUCACCACGGUGGCGGUGGCGGAAACAACGGAACGGUGAUGCCCGGGGGAAAUAGCAAUAUCAACAGCAUUAACAACAACAAUGGUGGGAGUCACAUGUCCUCGUCGUACCACGCGCAUCAUCACGGCCAAUCACCGAUCGGUGGUGCGGCUGCCACUGGAACGGGUGCCAUUGUGGCCGCACAAGCGAAUGUUGCCCAGAAACCGAUCAUCUCGAUGGAAGACGACGACAUCUCCGACCAGGAGAGCUUCAUCGAGGAGAACAGUCCGUUCCGAUCACUGACGCAACUGCUCGAAGCGGAAAAGUCCGUCUAUUUGGCGGUGUUUCUGAACUUUGUGCUCACCAACUCGGACCCGUCGGCGUUGCUGUUCUACCUGAUCACCACGCUGUACAAGGAGGGCACCAUCAAGGAUAUGCGCAAGUGGGCGUACGAAAUUCACUCCACAUUCCUGGUGCCGGGUGCGCCGUUGCAGUGUGCGAAUGCGGACGAAUCGCUGGCACGGGACAUCGAUGAUGUGCUGCAGAAGGAGAACGAUAAGGCGGAAAUCCUGCGCAAGGUGUUCUGGCGUAGCCGGAGGAAGGCGAAGGAUACCAUCAGCCAUCAGCUGCAGCAGUUUCAGACGAAGCGUACCGCGGGACUAGGCACGAUGUACGGACCAAACGAUCAGCUGCUGCAGGCGGCAAAAGGCGACAAAGUGAAGGAACAGCGGAUCAUUGACGACACGUUGCUUCCCAAGCUGCAGCAAUAUCUGGAUGAACUCGAGCGCGAUUCGCCGAAGGAAGAUCCAAAGAAGUCGGCCCUCUGUUCGGCCCUGUCGACUGUACUGAUGCGGUUCUUCGUUACUCGCUGCAACCCUGGCGGACCGAUCGACAAGGUGCAUCACUUUGUCAGUCGGGAGAAGAGCUUCAAAAGCCGGCUAAUGACCAAAAACCGGAAGCAAACGAUCCUCGGUCACAACCUGCAUCUGCAGCCGUACUACGAAGUGACGCGCUGUAACCACUGUCAGAACAUUCUGUGGGGCGUCAGUCCGCAGGGCUACCAUUGCACUAAUUGCGAACUCAACAUCCAUCGGGCGUGUGCAAAAGAUCUCUCCGAAUGCUGUCCUGGGCCGGCGACUCAAAAGAACGACAGUAAAAUCACUAAACUCAUGGAGAAAAUCUCUAGCCGUAAUCAUCACCAAGACAAAUCACGUCGCCAUGAUGAUGAUACGGAUGAUGUAACUGUUGGUGAACGAGGAAACCACACAAUAUUAGCCCGUCAGCCAUCGGAUCGCCGUCAGGACAUGAGUGGACACCUAGCUAACACUAGCGGCAAUUCCGACCAUCUCAGCAGCUCCACAUCCGAUGCCUACGGUUACAAGCAGUCCGCCGAUGACGAUCAGUUCCGUGAAAACGUGAAGUCCAAAUCUGCCCCCGUAUCGGUGAACCGAUCCGAAUCGUACAAGGAGCGAUCGCAGAAGAAAACACGCACCACGCGGAGAAAAACGUCCGAUCCGAGCCUGACGAAAACGGCUGAUGAACAGAAUGAGGCGUCCUCGUUGGCCAACAACAAUUAUUCCAGCAGUUCCACAUCUAGUCUUCCAUUGGCACUGGACAGCCGAUCGACCUCGUUGGAGGCGGUCGGUGGUGGUACCGGUGCAACGACUGCGGUCUCCUCGGCUGGUCCAGCAGGAGCCGUCAGUGGUAUCAACCCGACGCACUCGCCAGGCAGCGUACUGCCCUCGAGCGCUUCGACGGUGAGUGGCGCAAGUGUGGCGACCCAUGGUGGUAGUGGAGGUGCGGGUAGCGGUAGUGGUGUCGGCGGACUGAACCUUCCCACCGCACGGGAGUGGAUCGAUAGCGAGGACGAAGGUACGGUCGAACCGGAAGCCGACUGGAGCUCAAACAUACCACCCGAGAUCCUUUCGUCGAUCAGCGAUCUCGAGAAGAAGCGCCAGGAAGUGAUCAAUGAGAUCUACCAAACCGAACGGAAUCAUGUCCGAACGUUGAGGCUACUGGAAGGCAUCUUUAUGCGACCGAUGCAGGAAUCCGGUGCCCUGCCGGUGGAGCUGAUGAACCUGCUGUUUCCGCACUCGCUGAUCCAUCUCAAAGAUCUCCACACCUCGUUUGAGUUUAAGCUGAAACAGCGGCGUAGCGAACACGCGAACGUCGUACGUGAGAUUGGCGACUUGUUGCUAACGAUGUUCGAUGGACAAACCGGCGAUGAGUUGAGGGAGCACGCGGCACAUUUCUGUGCCCGUCAGCAGAUUGCCCUGGAGGCGCUGAAGGAACGCCGGAAAAAGGACGAACAGCUGCAACGCCUGCUGAUGAAGGCCGAAUCUCACAAGGCGUGCCGGCGGUUGCAGCUGAAGGACCUGUUGCCGACGGCGCUGCAGCGGUUGACAAAGUAUCCGCUGCUGUUCGACAACCUGUACAAUUACACCGUGCGCAGCUCGCCGGAUAAUGAGAGCGAGGCACACGCCAUCCGGAAGUCGCUCGUGUCUGCCAAACGGAUCCUCGAUCACGUUAACCAGGCGGUGCGAACGGAGGAAGAUAUGCAUAAGUUAUUAACAAUCCAACGCAAACUCGACAAGAGUGGGCUGGACAAGGAUGCUUCUAGUGAAUUUAGGAAUAUUGAUCUAACCGUACGUAAGCUAAUCCACGAUGGGCCUUUAACGAUGAAAAAGAAUCCAGGUAUACAACUGCACGGGCUGCUGUUUGAAGAUAUAAUGGUGUUACUGCAGAAGCAGGACGACAAGUAUCUUCUCAAGUACCACUCUAGUCCCGGACUCAGCGGAAGCGAAAGCAAGUACGCCGAAGGCCGCUUCAACCCCAUCACCAAAAUUAAUCUCAUUCUGGUGCGACAAAGUGCCGUCGACAAGAACACGUUCUUCCUGAUCAACACCAACGUGUCGCAGAUGCUGGAACUGACCGCACCGAGCAGCACCGAGUGCAAAACGUGGUUUAAGCACAUUUCUGAUGCUGCCGAUGCCUACAAAGCACGUACCAAAGGAACGCAGGAAUACGGAGACGAUAGCGCCGGUGGUGCCGGUCACCCGCCGAAGGACAGCUUCGAAACCGUCACCGAAACGCAGAAGAUCGAACAAACCUCGACACCGAUCGAGCGGCUCGAGCGCAAGGACACGCAAUGCCGAGCGGUCAGCAGCAGUGCCGGUGGUGGUGGCCAUCAUCAGCAACCGGUUGGUUCGAUUGGUCCGACAGUUACGUCCCAGGGAGCACACGGUGCAGGACAUACGCACCCCGUCACGCAUGGAUCCGGUGGUCGUUCGACAGAUGAGUCGUCGCGGUUAUCUACCGGACCAGCUGGAGGUGCGAGUGGCUCUAGCGCAAACGAAACGGAGGAUAACCUCGAAAACGAGGAGAAGGAAAAGUUUAAGCGAACGCAACGGCACGGUUCGCAGGAGUGUAACGGUGGAGGACGCACGACGGACGACGAAGAUCCUGACGAUGAUCACUAUCCUCGGGGGCAUCAUCCGGGUGGUGGUCGUGGAUCGAACAACACGCGGACACUCACGCAACAGUGCUCGUUGGUCGCACCGAGUGAAAUCCACGUCAGUGUUAGCUCCGCGAUGACGGCGGAACCGAUCCUAACCCCAGCUGAGCAACUGCGCCGGUACGACCAGCUGAUACAAAAAACGCUGGCAAGCAAGCAGCGCGUAGUGUGCGACAUGUUCAAAGUGCCGGACGAACAUUUCCAAGCGAUCGCGGAUAUCGCCGCCCAACCGGAAGCACCAAAGGAACCAACCGAACUCGUGCUGGCCGCGUUCGCCUACGGCCAAACGCUAAUAGAGAUCGUGAGCGAGUACACGCGCGUUUCGGAGAGCCAACAGAUUAGUGCCGUUUCCAUCUCGACCUGUGAUGAGUGCUGUGUGCGCGGUCGCACUAGCAAGAACCACAUUCCGUCGAUUACCACCGCCAAAGAACCAACCGAACCGACCGGACCGACGAUAGUCGGUAUCGACAGCAGUGGUGGUGGUGGUAGUGGGGGAGGUGGUCCGCCAGUGCCUUCCGGUGCAUCGGUGGUGCCGGUGUCACCGGUCACAGCUUCAUCCGCCGGUUUCCAGCCACAGCCGAUCGGUGUGGCCGUGCUUGAUCAAAGCGUCAACAUUACCGAGGAUGAGGAUGGGUACUGUGAGAUCGAUGAAGUCCGAGCUGCCGCCGUGUUGCUGGCUGAGAAUGAAAAGGCACGUAAGCUUACGGAGGCUUCCAAACUCGCCGCCAGUGCGGUUGCUGCCGGUGUGAACGCUGUAGAUACCUUAGAUGACGCCAUCGGAAGCGGCGACACUGGCCGGGUGCCAAAAUCGCCCGAAUCUCACAUAGAGAUCAACGAUAAUUACGACUCGACACUGAGUCCCUCCAUGACGCAAAAAUACUCCGGAACGCUGGGUGUGGAACUGUGCGGCAAGAACCGGCUGCUCCACGCGUCGACCCUUGCGCCAACCGUACCGUGCCAUCUGAUAGCGAGCUACGUCACUGGACUGAACGCCCAGAUUUCGCAGCUCUUGCAUAAGAUAAAUGAGAAGGAUGUGGAGCGAGAACAUCUGCGACGUGAGAAUCAACAUCUGCGGGAGCUGCUGAAUGCGAUGCAUCAAGAGCGUGUUUUAGAAUCACAGGAAACCAACCAAGAAAAGCAACCGCUCGCACAUGGUGAUGAUCAUCUGGCACAGACAGCAGCAUCCUCGCCUUCUUCUGCGCUCGGGUCGGACGUACCACCAGCAAACCAGCACCAGCAGCAGCAGCAGCAACAAACGCCACCAAACCACCCACCGGAGGAAACCGGCGGACCUAUUAGAAGUGCACCAGCAGUGCCUACGGACUGAAGCAAUAGCCGCCCGCAACCGCCAGCGUGCGACGGCCGCCAGCAUUGAACCUUCUACCAACAAAACGCAUUCGAUCGUGUGAUGUGGACCGUGGGCUAUCGUAACGCCUUCAAUGUGCGGCCCAGUUUUUUAGCGAUCGAAUACUAUUCCUUUCUUUCUUCCCGCGCAUUUGAAUGGUACGACCCACACAGGAGGGUGAGGAGGCAUGAUGCAACUCAUCAUCCUUGGCACGAGCUGCUGGAUGAUCGCGGGAACAGGCAAUCGUGGUGGUUGGGAGAGACAUUUUGGAGGAUCAAAACAAAUUAAGGGAAUUGUGCAGCACAAACUCCCGCCUCGGAGCGCCAUCUAGCGGCUGGGCAAUGACGGGCAAAAAGGAUGUUUUUUUGUGACGGAAAAGCAACGAUUUCCGGGAGGGAGCGAUCAAUGGAAAAAGGGCUUCACAUUUUGCAUGAAUCUUGUGUAUUAAGUUGUGUCUCUUGUAUCGUGCGUGUGUUGCGUGUGAUAUUUGUAAGCAAAAGCUCUUGCGGCUCUGUUUCGCUUUGAUCGCGUUCGUCCUAACGGAGGUCCUUCGGCACUGGCCUUUGCUGUUAAGCUUGAAUGCCGGCCGUUUUGGGGCUGAUCAUUUCCCGCCCUUUGGUUGGAACAAACAUCCUGAGGAGGAGUCCUGCCUGGCAACAUCCCGAUCAUUCUGCUCCUUUCGUACAAAAAAAAACCUCACCCCCUGUUGGUCACUUUGCGCGUACGGCUCGUUCCUUCACUAUCGCUCCGUGCCGUUUCGCUGUGCUGCUUUCAUGGUAGCACCCGGCAAUGGCAGAAAGAGCAGCAACAAACAAAUAAAAAUAAAAUACUUUACAAAAAUAAUAAACGACAAAAAAAAGUAGCAGACGACAAGAAAAAGAGAGAGAGAGAGAGAGAUGAAAAUCGUGUAAAACAUAAGCGCACGCGCGUGCGCACACGGCACUGUUGUAAUUGAUUUAUUAUUCGCGUUAGUGCUUAUCAUUUAAAUCGAUUGUCCCGCAUGGUUAUUAUUAAAGCAACACAACAAAAACGCAUUAUUUUAUUAUUACCUUUCGCUAGGGAUAUUAUUAUUAUUAUUAUUAUAUUAUUAUUAUUAAUAUUAUUAUUAUAAUAACUAUCGCUACUAUUACUGCUAUUGUAAUUGGUACACUAGAAUAAAUCGCCUUUGGCACCAAGCC